Diaporthe amygdali is the source of this 1746-nucleotide messenger RNA. RefSeq lists its product as uncharacterized. Gene Ontology annotation, molecular function: zinc ion binding; DNA-binding transcription factor activity, RNA polymerase II-specific. Lineage: Eukaryota; Fungi; Ascomycota; Sordariomycetes; Diaporthales; Diaporthaceae. Gene Ontology annotation, biological process: regulation of DNA-templated transcription. The record is from RefSeq and is a predicted model, not a curated record. Bases 1 to 1746 code for a protein of 581 amino acids. The transcript is spliced from 4 exons.
AUGGUCAACACAGGGAAGCCGUCCGGAGCCUGUAUCAACUGCCGAGAGAGGAGGAUAAAAUGUGAUGAGGCAAAGCCGGUUUGCGUCAAAUGCAUCAGGUCGGGCAGGACGUGCGCGGGAUACUCACAAGGUUUCAAAUUACGUGACCAGACGCAAAAGACAAUAAUCAAGGCCAAGUUCGGGAAGGGGAGCAAGGCGAAGCGGCUGGCUGCCCUCAAGGAGCACAAGGAGACCAAGGAGACCACCCCGAGCCCCCAGUCGGUGCCCUCAUCCGAGAGCUCUCCCGCGCUUGACGGGCUGGUCACACAUCCACGCAGGUACUCGGCACCUGUGCCGAAGGGAGGACCAAAUCGCUAUGGGGCAUUCGGAGGGGGCCACAGGAGGAAUCUGUCGGACCCGAUCGCAAAGGCGACGAAAGAGACGACAUGGCCCCUGGCGCCAGGGUCCGACACCGAGAACGAUCUCUCGGGGAUGAUGGGGCUCGAUCUGCAGUCGAUACACAUGCCCCUGGUGGACCGCGCGCGGUGCUACUUCCUCUCGAGCUACGUCGUCUACUGCCCUAACAAGUCGGACACGGGCAUGUUGACCUUCAUACCGUCGCUGCUCGCGUCGUCGGAAGGGUCGAGCCGGUACUUUCAGGACAUGUUCAGCGCCGUCUCCAUCGCUGCGUUCUCCAUGCGCCCGAACUGCAGAGAUGCCGCGAACGCCACGCAUCUAUACUAUGGAGCAGGCGUCCGCGGGCUGAGGAAAGCCCUUGAGGUUGGAGAGUCGGCCAAGUCUGACACCGUCUUGGCUACUACGAUCUUGCUAGGGGUAUAUGAGGGACUGGCAUACGGCGACGCCGAGAAGAUCGCCUACACACAGCAUUUCAGGGCCGCGCUUGAACUCCUCCGACUCAGGGGCCCGGAGCAGUUCUCUUCCAAGCAUGGCACCGAAAUGUUUGAUCUAGUAAUGGAGAGCCUGGUACGUAUUUACCAACUGCAACUCCCGUGGAAAGAGCGGAUGCGUCAGUACGACCUUACGACCGUCAUCGAUGAUGAGGAUAUUUCACGGUGGUCGAAACAAACCUCGAUCAUCCCCCACGCAAAUCGACCUCAUCUGACUUCGAUGAGGAUGUUGGAUCUGCGGUCCAAGCUUGCCAGCCUCCUGGGAUCACCAAGGAGAGACUCUGAGGCCACUCGAAAAGCCGUCAAGAUACUUAUGACAGCGCAGGAAUUCGAGAAACGCGUAAGCCAGUACUACGAGUCGGAGGAUCUAAUGGCGAAGAAGAACUUGUGGGUUGCAACGACAACGGAUGAGAACGCAGACCUCGUAUAUCCGGACUGGUGGACAGCAACUCGAUGGCUGAACAAGUACGCUUUUCGGUUGCUGAUCUGCCACAUCAUCGCGGAUGUAUCCGCCUGGCUGGCCGAGUCGACAGAACCAUGGCCCCAGAACCUGGGGACGAGUGCGUCCGAAACUGCAAAGGAGGACAUCAAGAACAUUAUUGCUAGCAUUCCAUAUUUAUGUUCCUGGAGAGGAAUGGCAAAAGAUCCUCCAAAGGGAGCCCACUCGCCAUGCGGGAGUGAUGAUGCGGGCUCCGUGGAGGGUAUUACCAACUUAAUGGUAAUCUGGCCUCUGGUCCUGGCGGCAGAGAGUCAGUUCGUCACCCCCGAGCAGAGGGAUUACGUUCAGGGCAGGCUGAAGUGGAUCGGUCAGAAUAUGGGAGUGAAACACGCAGCAGUUGUUUCCGAGAACUCCGACUGA